AUGGGCGUUGACAUUGAAGUGCUGCGCUCACAGUCGCCAUUGGACGGGCGGGUGGUCACCAUCUGCAACGGGCCGUCGGUGCUGGACGGCCUGCGGGAGAGUGUGUAUGUGGCGCACUUGCCGCUGAAGGCGCUGGGCUUUCAGGCGAACUCGGUCGUUUCGCUGCGGAUGCUCGAGCUGGGCGAGGGCGGCGAGCUGGUGGAGGUCGGUGGCGUUGCAGGCAGGUGCCACGGCGCGUUGUUUGCGAUUCGGCCGGCCGAGGAUGGGUGCGUUCACGCCUGGGUUGGCGACGAGUACGGCCAGAUCAUCGCCCGGUCUACUCUUCCCGGGCAAGCGUUGAGCCGGGUGAGCGGGCGCAAGGAGGCCGGUAAGGGCAUCUUCCUCCGCUCAAGCAAGGCCGUCAAGGUGGUAGAUGGCGAGGCGCCGACCUGGGCGUCUGCCUCGGGUAUGGCUUGGCCCGCGCCGGACGCACGCACCGUCCUCGUCUCGGAUGCCGCGGCGUUUUCUGUCCGAGCGCUUGAUCUCGAGUCUGGCGCUGCAGUGACGCUCGACAGUGGAGAUCAUCUCAUGCACGUUUCUCACGUCACGCUCGUCGACGAGCGGGUGUAUGUUUUUUCCGACUACGCCGUGCUGGGCACGAGACUGGCAUCGGCGGAGCCACUGGCGCUUGCCGCACCGUUUACGAUUGUUGCCGGGCCGAGUGGCCCGGCGCUCGGCCACGCCGACGGGCGCGGAGCCCAGGUCCUGCUCGAGUAUCCAGCACUAGUGCAGAGUCUCCAGUGCGUGGGCGAUACCCGGACGCUUGUCUUUGCCGACGGCGCGGGUUGCGGUUUCUGGCGGGUGCGGGUGCUCGACACCCGGACCGACGACGUUCGCACGCUGUGCGGCGACGGCUCGAUUGUCUCGCUCUCGUCGCAAAAAAUCGAUCGGAGCGAGCUUGCCACUGAGUCGCGCGAGCUCCGUCCAUGGCUUCCUCCCGGGCCGUACAUUGGAUCGAUGGCCGUGCUCGCACACCUCAUGCCGCCGGUCCUGCUUGUUGCUGUUCGGCCGCACUUUGGCUCUCGGACGACGAGCCUCCACAAGAUUCCGCUUUGGGGCUGGGUUCACUGGCGGCCGGAGCGUCACCACAUGUUUCCCCUGCCUGUUCGGGCUGCUAUUGAGACUGUGCUCAUCAUCGCCAAGCGCCGUGAGGCCGAUUCUGGCCUCGGUAUUUUGCCGCUCGAGAUUGUGUGGAUGAUUGCAGCGGCUGUAGCCACUGCUGAUGGCUGGAACGAUGCACGAGGUGUAGAGAAGAGCAACGAGUAA
This is a messenger RNA of Thecamonas trahens ATCC 50062, 1305 nucleotides long. RefSeq lists its product as uncharacterized. The record is from RefSeq and is a predicted model, not a curated record. The transcript has 2 exons. Bases 1 to 1305 code for a protein of 434 amino acids. Lineage: Eukaryota; Apusomonadida; Apusomonadidae.